Nerophis lumbriciformis (worm pipefish) is the source of this 2037-nucleotide messenger RNA. NCBI's taxonomy places the organism in Eukaryota, Metazoa, Chordata, Actinopteri, Syngnathiformes, Syngnathidae. The record is from RefSeq and is a predicted model, not a curated record.
AUGCAGUGCACACCUGAGUCCCAUGACGGCGUCAAACACCAACCGUGUUAUGAGUGUUUUGAUAGUGGCUACUCUGGUUCAUUCCAAAGUCCACAGAAAAUCAAUGGGUUUGACUUUGGUGGAUCUUAUCCUUCAGGGGAUUGCAAGAACACGCCCAAAAAGAAACUCAGACUUUCUCUCACCCCUAAGGAAAGUAGCGGGGUCAGAUUUUUGCACAACGAUACCAAAGGGGUUCAGCGAUCCUCCACUCUAAGCUGGUGUGAAACUCCCAAAAUAUGCAAAAGAGAUGUCUCACUGCGACAUAAACUUAUUAUGUGCAGUUCCACCAAAUAUGUCAAAAGUGACAGCACAAUGUCCCCGUGUGACGGAAGGUUGGAAUCCUCAAUUAGGACUGACCACCAGCUCAGUGUGUCCUUUGACUCUGACACUGCGCCACAGACUCCGAGCACUUUAAAAUUGGAGAAGGAUUUAACGUUAUCUGCUUGGAAACAUCGCCUGCUCUUCUCUCAGGGAAGGACCUCCACUCUUGAGGAUGGUACCUUAAGCUCGGGGGACAGCAACAGUUUGGAGAGACGGAUUUCACUCUUAGAUUUCAGUGAGCACCAUCACGCCUCUGAUCAUUUACAUUCAGAAGUGCUCUGCUUACGCAAAUUCCUCCCAGUUUCAUCCAAGGAAAACUUACACUCACCAGUGACCAACCUGUCAAGUGACCUGUAUGACUCAUCCAAUGUUUUGUGCACACCAUCAUCAAUACAUACACCUAAAUGCAUCAGGUUUCUGCGUGAGGACAGUGGCUUCAGCUCCCUCGAUAAAUCCCAAGACUCUUCUGUCGACCACAAUGGUUCCUUCCAGGAGUUAUUGCUUUCCGCUUCGAAAAGAAACUCCGAAACCCCCAAUCUGACGGAUACAAAGCGGCGCUCCCGUUUGCAACGUCAGAAAAGACUUUCCACUCUAGAGGAAGGAGGCUCGUUGUCUGAUGAAGACCAGUCGGACAGAAAGCAUCAGUACAGCCACACUUGUAUCAAUGAGGUUUUUAAGGAAACCCCUACCAAGGUUCUGUCUGUAAAAUGCAUCAAAACAACCUCUGAUGGGCUGGAAUCAACUAGUCAAAGUUAUACAACACCUCUGCGUAAAACUACAGCCACGCCAGAUAACCCGCAUUCUAGAACCACAUCUGUUAAAUCCCAUACGACCCCCAAGACACGAACAAUAACAACCAACCUCUCCCUGACACCUGCUUUACAGCUGAUACAUAAUAUGUGUGAACAGAGGACUAAGAUGUAUCCCUGCAAAAGUCCUAGUCUCAAAGUCCAUCUGAGGACCAUAGCAGCACUUGCUGAGGCCCCCACAAUGUUUGGGACAUCGAUGCCGUUGGCGGGGCUGAUUGGCCGGAAGAUGGGCCUGGGAAAGGUGGACAUAUUAACAGAGCUGAGGAAGAGGAACCUCGGGCACAUACUGGCUGUUGUUUUCGGUCACUUGUCUCCUGAGUGUGUAUACAGAUGUGGUCAGGUCUGUAAAGACUGGAAUGAAAUAAUCCAGCAUGACAAGCAAGCUCACUUGAAGAGAGAAAUUCACCGCAGUGCAGUAGAAGGUGCUUUGGAGCUUGGUGGAACUGGUCAUGUGACUAAUGCUGAGAACAGAUUGGCACGGCUUCAAAGGUCAGCCCUUAAGACUGUGCAGGUACAAUCGAGUACCCCAACUUACUGCACCCCACAGUCUGGAAGCCGCACUUCACAAUCCAGCUCUUUAUCUUUGGGCAACAGCACCAAACGGGACAAGUUCAUAGAAGUGGCCAAAACCCUCUUCAAGGAUGAAUGUCUCAAAGAAUGUCCUCGAUGCCAGCAUCCUGCAAAGUGUCACUUGGUGAAAGGUGAAGGUGUGUGCACGAGAGCUGACUGUGCCUUCCAGUUUUGCACAGCGUGCUUGUGUACCUUCCACGGAUCCAAAGAAUGUAGGAGCCAAUCUGCGGGCCGUCGCAGGAAAGAUGUAUUACUUCCAGGAAGUGCCCAAAGCAAACGAAAUAUUAGGAGAUUAUGA